AAACACUGCAAUCAGGAAAUACCCGACUUGCCGCUGAACUUCACUACACUCCGCUCAUCUCCCAUAGCCAACUCCCUUGCUUUCCAAAUUGGUUUCUUUUCCGGCGGCGAUUCCAUCUUUUCCCAAUCAAAUUCACCUAAUGAAUUCCCCAAAUCUGCCAUCUUCGGCUCUCUUAAUGCCUUCCAGGCGAUAACAAACAAUAAUGAUCACCAACCAAGUGUUUUCAAGAUUAAAGGAAGGCUUUCUUUGCUAAUUCCAAGAUCCUUAUCUGUUUCCCGGAAAGGCGGGAUUUUGACAGAACGCCGAGGCUUACGGUUCCGGGUCAGGGGACCGCGGAUUCCGGUGCUUGAACGAGGUGUACAAAGUUUUUGGCUGAAAGGGUUUUGGUCGGAAUCUACUGGGAGGCUUUGUAUGGUUGGAUCGGGGACGAGUCAUGGAGAUGCGGGUAAGUUCAAAUCUUUCGGUGUUGUUCUCAAGCUUACCUAUUCGAAGAAUUCAAGUAUUUUUGGAAGUUUUGUUAGUGGAGUUCUGGAAAGUCUGGAUGAGAAAAAUGGUUUUAGCUAUUUUGAGCCGGUAUCGAUUUUGGCUGUUCAUGACCAUACUGAUGAGUACAAGUACACAUUGGUUAAUGGUGGAAAUGGGCAUUCAGGUUUGAGUGAGGAUGAUGGAGGGGAGAGUUUGUCUCUCAGUGAUGUGAAAGGAGGAGUGUGUUCUGUUAUCAGGGAACGAACUCUUAGGUUUGAGUUGGAAUAUAGGAGUGAGUGUGCCAAUGCUAGUUGCAGUCCUCUUCAUAGGGAUGUUGGCUAUGUACCUAGUUUCAUGUUUUUCAGACAUACUAGAUGUGUGGAUAAUGGGAAAAUGCAGAUUUUAUUGGCUUUUCGAAACUCUAGUGCUCUUGGUAGGACCAUGUUUCCUUUUGAUCCGAACACCACAUUGAUUGCUGAGGGAGCAUGGGAUGAGAAGGAGAAUAGGCUUUAUGGUGUUGCUUGUCAAAUUCUUAAUUUCCCGCAUUCUUCUUCUGAUGCUUUUGUUGGAGACUGCUCUACGAAGUUCAGCUUGAGAUUUCCUAUGAUUUUGUCUUUGAGGAAGAGGGGUUCACUUGUGGGGCAAAUUUGGAGCAACGAAACUGAGAAUGAUCCUAGUAACUUUGGGAAGAUUGGUUUCAGUGGUGUUAGACAACUGUCAGUGGGUAUUCCUGGUUUAAAAUAUGAGUAUACAGAGAUUGAUGGGGCUAGAAAAUCUUGUGCUAAUAAAAAUACUGCUAAACUUAAGAGGAAGACAUAUCCUGAGGGGCAUUCAUUGGACAUGAGAUUCAACAUUUUGUUGAGGAACAGUGAGAGACAAACAGCCUAUGGUUUUGCAUCCCCACUAUUUGUGGGUGAUCAGCUUUAUACAAACCAGCAUGAUGGGCUAUGGCAAAACCAGAGACCUGCAUUUCAUCAGAGCAAUAACAGUGGCAAUCCUUUGAACAUCAGCUACGAGAUUACUUUUGUAUCUGAUUUCGAUUUUGGCGGCAGGAUUCCUAUAUCCAGAGAGGUUGAAAUUUCUGCUGAAGGAAUAUAUGAUAGAGAUACUGGUCUUUUGUGCAUGAUAGGAUGUCGGCAUUUAGGAUCAACAAGUCAAAAGUUGAUGAAUGAUCAUUCACUGGACUGCAAUAUUACGAUUACCUUACAAUUUUCUCCAUUAAAUACUGCAGGAAUUGAUCAUGUCAAGGGAGUUAUUGAAAGCACUCGAUCCAAGUCUGAUGCUCUUUAUUUUGGACGGAUUGAUUUGUCUUCAAGAUCAAUAUACACUCCACAGGCGGAAGAAUCCAUAUGGAGAAUGGAUCUGGAGAUUAUUAUGGUUCUGAUUUCUAAUACACUUGCAUGUGUAUUUGUUGGUUUGCAACUUUUUCGUGUGAAGAAACAUCCAGACGUGCUUCCCUUCAUUUCUGUUGUGAUGCUUAUUGUUCUUACCCUGGGGCACAUGAUUCCGCUAUUGUUAAAUUUUGAAGCCUUAUUUGUAAAGAACCAUAAUCAGCGGAGUGCUUUUCUUCAGAGUGGCGGAUGGCUUGAAGUUAAUGAAAUAAUUGUAAGGAUGGUAACAAUGGUAGCUUUUCUUUUGCAGUUUCGUCUUCUCCAGCUCACAUGGUCUGCAAGACAAAGUGGUGAUAGUGAAAAGGGCUUGUGGGGUGCGGACAAAAGGGUUUUAUAUUUGUCUCUACCAUUGUAUAUUUGUGGUGGGUUGAUAUCUUGGUUUGUGCACCAAUGGAAUAACUCAAAGCAGAGCCCAUUUCUACGACCACACACAAAAUUUUAUGUUGUACAACCAAAGGAGAUUUACCAGAAAUCUUCUCUCUGGACUGCCCUGAAAUCUUAUGGUGGGUUGGUACUUGAUGGUUUUUUGCUUCCACAGAUAGCAUUCAACUUAUUCUCCAACUCAAGCAAAGAGGCUCUUUCUGCUUCCUUCUACAUUGGGACCACCCUGGUUCGUUCGCUGCCUCAUGCAUAUGAUCUUUAUAGGACUCACAGCUCUUCAGGAUACCUUGAUUUCUCAUACAUAUAUGCAAAUCAUAAGAUGGAUUUUUAUUCCACUGCAUGGGAUAUCAUAAUCCCAUUUGGCAGUUUGUUAUUUGCCUUCUUGGUCUUUUUGCAACAGAAAUUUGGAGGCCGCUGUUUUCUCUCCAGGUGGUAUAGAGAGGGUAAUGUAUAUGAGAUGGUGGCUACAGUUAGCAGUGAGGAGUUGCAAGGAGAAUCUGUUCAGAAGAAUUUUUAUAGUUUAUAGUACUCGAAACUUUGUUCCAUCCAUACUCUAUUUGCCAUGUUCUUGGACAUUCCUGCCUUUGAGUAUAGAAAUGUUUUAGUUCAUUAAUUGAGUUGAAUCUAUAUAUUUUACUUACAUGAGAUUAAUGAACUUGAGGUACUUUCUUUCCAGGGAACCAGCUUCUGCAUGAAUUCAUUUUAAUCCAUGUUUCAGGUUUAGAGUAGCAUUUGAAUCUCCGAGAUUUCUUAGCUUCAUGCUACUUCCAAUUCCAGGCAUUGAUUCAUUCACAUUUUUUAACAAAGUGCUGGUAUCAUC
Molecule: messenger RNA, 3057 nt
Organism: Rubroshorea leprosula
Lineage: Eukaryota; Viridiplantae; Streptophyta; Magnoliopsida; Malvales; Dipterocarpaceae
Source: the annotation of a GenBank genome assembly